This is a messenger RNA of Triticum aestivum (bread wheat), 719 nucleotides long. RefSeq names its product calcium-binding protein PBP1-like. The transcript has a single exon. Lineage: Eukaryota; Viridiplantae; Streptophyta; Magnoliopsida; Poales; Poaceae. Gene Ontology annotation, molecular function: calcium ion binding. The record is from RefSeq and is a predicted model, not a curated record. Bases 331 to 666 code for a protein of 111 amino acids.
CCUCCUUCCUUCCGUCGUACGACGUGCUGGCUACUUCGCAGAAACCAACCGAAAACCGCCGGACGCAGCAACGCCCUAAGCAUAGCUAAGCCAGCCACGACGCCUGCAAUUACCUGUACUUUGGUUGGCAUCCAUGGAGAGGCUGCUUCCUUCCUAGAAGCUCAUGGACUCCUUCCUCCCCCGUCACCACUCGCCGCCCGCUUAUUUAAGCACCCACCCACCAUUCUCCUCUCAUUCUCAUUCUCCAUUCACCACUGUUGCAUUGCAAGCCGGCCGGCUGUCUCCUUGAUCCUCCUCCGUUUUUCGCCGUCGACGUGGAUCGGGUGCGGCAUGGGCGCCGACAAGGGGAGCACCUCGGUGCAGUUUGACGACUUCCUGCCGUCGAUGGCGAGGAAGCUCGGCGCGGAGGGGCUGAUCCAGGAGCUCUGCAAGGGGUUCCAGCUGCUCAUGGACCCCAGGGCCGGCAGGAUCACCUUCCAGAGCCUCAAGAGGAACGCGGCCAGGCUGGGGCUCGGCGAGCUCCAGGACGACGAGCUCCAGGAGAUGAUGAGGGAGGGGGACAUGGACGGGGACGGCGCCCUGGAUCAGACCGAGUUCUGCAUUCUCAUGGUCAGGCUGAGCCCUGAGCUCAUGGAGCAAGAGUCGCAUAGGAUGUUUGAGUGUUGAUGUAACUUGACUUUUGUUACUUGCAUACAAUAGAACAUACUGAUUGCCACUGA